This is a messenger RNA of Hippocampus zosterae (dwarf seahorse), 4763 nucleotides long. Its product is annotated as proline-rich protein 7. The transcript is spliced from 2 exons. NCBI's taxonomy places the organism in Eukaryota, Metazoa, Chordata, Actinopteri, Syngnathiformes, Syngnathidae. Bases 1927 to 2790 code for a protein of 287 amino acids. The record is from RefSeq and is a predicted model, not a curated record.
AUUCCCGUCGUCCGUACGGAAAGACGGCGUCACGAAGCAGAGAGAGAGAGAGAGAGAGAGAGAAAAGGAGGCUCUCGCCGGAGGAGGAGCAGCGGCAGGAGGGAAGCAAAGAGGCGAGCACGUCCGCGCCUCCUCAUUUUCAACCUUGACGAGCGCGGCAGGCACGACACCGGGAUGGCUCGCUGACACGUUUCGGGAGAACAAACAAACCAAAAAAAAAAAACAAAAAACAAAAAGGUGCGUUGACCGGCUAAAUAUGAAAAGACCGCCGUUGCGUUUUGUUUGGAGCGUCUCGUUGUUCGGUAAGAAUCGCGGCGGUUGAAAAGAAGCCGAACGUGACUGACUUCCUUCCAUCGGCGAUUUGCUUUGCUGCGGCGCAUCCUGAGAGAUGUGAUGAUGUAUCUCGUGUGUCAAGAGGAAAAAAAAUUGAAAAAAUGAAUUUAGCAGGCCGUGUGUCGAAAAUGGAAAUGCUUGUUUCAACGAGGCUGAAGUUGGCUCCGCCGUCGCUCAAUUCAGCCUUUUAAAAAACGGCGUGUUGUCCAAGACGCUUGUUUCCUCAGUGACUACAGAAAAAAAUCAAGUUUCUCAGCUUUUUCACUCUCGACCCCAAGUUUCAAACGAGACUGCUUAUGCGAAAUAAAAAAAAAUAACUUAAAAGUGUCCAACAUAUACAUUUAUAAUGUCUUCCGGAUUUAUUUUUAUUUUUUAAUUUAAAAAAAUGUAAUUUAACAAUUUAAUUAAUUAAUUUUUUUACCCAGAAUGUCUUCUUUGGUGGCUUUACUUGGUAAUGUAAAGGGGACACACGAUGGCCCAUUCUUGACUUAUUUGAGAUGAGUAAAAAAAAAAAAUAUAUAUGUCCAAAUCAUUUCCCUCCUCAGAGGUCACUUCAUUAGGUACACCCGCAUCGUCCAUCUUUUCAAGUUGACGCACUUGCCAGCUGCUGCUCAGCUUGCCUCACGAGAAGCUGUUUCCGGGCAUGCAAUAUCAGCCAUGAUGUCCCGCUAUGACAAAAAAAAAAAAAAAAAUGUCUAAGAACAUCGUCUGUACAAGCGUCCGGACGCCGCGGCGCCUUCUCUGAAUACGCGGCGGCCGCAGGACACUCCGGGAAAUAAAUGUCACGUUCGUUUGCGCGGAAAUAAUAAAAAAACCCUCGGGUCUGUUGAUAUUGCGUCGCCGUGGAAACGAAAGCCAUUUGUAAUUUCUUUCCAAACAUCUUCUGUGCUCUGCCGCCACGAGCUUUGUUUGUAAUAAUCACGGGAGUGCUUUUUUUUUUUACGGGUGAAAAACAAGCCGUCGGAUGCGGGGAACUUCUUAUUUGGGGGUUCCAUGAUUCCAGCUGAAAGCGGAACCAAUAUGAAAACAAGCAAACGGUGAAAAACUGCCCCCCCCCCAAGUUGGUAUAGAUCCGUGGCGUAAAUCAAUAUCCGCUGGACACAUCCGAAUCUUCACCAUUGCUUGUUUUUCACUAGAAAGAAACUCUGAAACUUUUUUUUUUCUGCUCCGCGUCUGUCUUCUGUAGAUCCGCACGAGGCCAAAGCAUCCCGCCAGGGUGUGAGGCGGAAGAAUUUGCCCCCCCCCCCCCCUCCCCGACCAACUCGGGUCAUCUCACAGUCUCGGAGGCACCCCCCGAGUGGAUGAAUGCCCGAAGAAUGGCUUCUUCCUUCAGCGCCUCGCAUUCCGUUGGACUCUCGCGACAAUGAAUGGAUGUCGGAUGGACGUCGAGCGUCGCGUAAAAGACACGACGACGUGACCUCGGAGCCCGACGACUUUGGCCGCCGUUUGAGGAAGGGGGGGUGGGGGGGGGGGGGGACGAGCCGGCGAGACUUCAUUGACAUUCAUGGCCGUCAUUUAACACGUCCCGGGGUUUGAGUUGUCGAGCCUCCCCCAUCCUGUCCUGCCCCCCCCCCCACCCUCCCCCCGCCCGCCAUGGUGAUGUCCCGGGGCACGUCCACCUUCCUGGCUUGCUUCGCCGGCUUCUGGUUGGUGUGGGCCCUAGUGGUCAUGCUGUGCUGUUUCUGCAGCGUCCUGCAGCGGCGCCUCAAGCGCCGCGGCGACGCUCGCCAGAGGGGGCGCUGUCUCCGGACGGCGGAGGCGGAGACGCCGGGAUGCGCCGCCGCGCCGGCCUUUGCGCAGGCGUUGCCUGCGCCGCUGGCGAUGCCCGUGACGAUAGCGCCGCCACCGCCGCAGAUGCCACGCGACCCACCGGCGCCGCCGCUUCCACUUCAGGUUCCUCAUCCCUUGCCGGAAGCGAACUGGGUUAGCGUUCCGGAAGCAGAUCUUCUCGAGAACCCGCCCUGUUAUGAGGAGGCGGUGCGAAUGGAGGAUCCUCCGCCGCCGUACGCCGAGGUCCUGGUAGAACCGAGAGUGGGCGGCGGCUACUUGAAACACGCCGCGCUCCGGGCGGCGCCUCCGCCCCGCCGGGACCAGCGGGACCCGAGUCCAGAGACACGCAAGCCCCCGCCGCAGUCGUCGUCGUCGUCGUGCGUUUUCCCCGAGCGGGGUUACUCCUCGCUCAUCCGUUUGCCUUCAUCGCAACGCUGGGACUCGCUGGGCCAUCUCCUCUCCAACGUGGACUUGAAUCCGUUCAACCCUUACGAGCCGGUGCCGCCGGCCGUCGCCACGGCAACAAUGCCCCGUCGAGACAUCAGGACCGGACUCGACGGAGGCCGGGCGCAAGGACUCCAGGGCGGGUUGUCCGUGGGGAUUCGGGGCCACGGGACACGAGGACUGGAGCGCACUUGUGGUCUCCCCGCCGCAUUCUCCCUGUUGGGACGGAGCACAGCCGUUUAAGGAUCGACUUUUUGUGUCCGGGGAACCCUCACAUGGUUUAGGUGCCGUCAACCCUGCCAUCAAGAGCGAAAAUCCCUAAUUGGUAGUUGCUUAGAAUCUUGAAAAAAAAUAUAAGGAACUUAAAAAAAGGAAGUUAAAAAAAAACAUACAUCUUAAAUCUUCUAUCUACUCCUUUUGUUAUUAGAAAUAAAAAUACUUGAGCAAGCCCAGUUUUAAGGCUCCGGCAAACAAAACUUCAAAAUGAAGGAAUAAAACAGUUGGGGAUAGGCUACCAAAGCUCACCUGCGUCUCACGAGCUCGCGGACCCCUCAGGGUACCCAAACCCACGUUUGAGAACCACUGUCCUAGCGAGUGCGCACUCUCGAGGCGCGGAGGAUGCUAACUGACUCAAACAGAGUCCAUUUCAUCCAGAACGUCUUUAUUGUGCCGAGCUGUCGUUGCCAUGGCGCCUGGGAGCUGCGUGUUCUCCCCCCCCUCCCGCGUUGGAGCACUCGCACCGGUUGUUACUGACAUGCCACUUCCAUGUUCAGUCUUUGCAUCGUCAAAUUUCCAACAGUGGGGAAAAUAAAAGUCAUUUGUAGCUAAAGAGGCUAAGUCAGACUGCUAUUCCUGAAUUAAGAUUGGUCGCCAUCAGGUAACGGCGGCAGGGUGGGGGUGCGGGCGAUGAGUCACUAGUGAUAAGAGUGUAUUGUACAACCUAAAUAUAUAUAUGCGGAAACCGGUAAUGGGAAAUAAAAGACCAAGGCCUCGGAUUUUAAAACAGGAAUAAAUCUCCAUAUGGAUUCAAUUCAACAAGUACUUGUGGAAAUCUACAACUCUGGGCUCCGUUGGCUCUCCCAACAGCACAUGUCCAUGGCUAGCUACCUGCUCGUCGCACCACCACCACCGUCACACGUUGCAAACCCCAAACAUCAUCUAUACUACAAUAUUAGAAGUUCAAAAUUUAUUUUUUUAUCAAUAUAUACAAACUUUAGAUCAACAAAUCACAUCGUACUCACCACAGCUGUGAAUACAGAGGCUUCCGCCGGUCUGUGGCGGUCUACGGUCACUACGGUCACUCUCAUACAGAAAAAUAAAAAAAUCCCAAGUAAGACAAGUCACUCAACAAAGCAGUGUUGGUUGACCCAGCCUCAUAAAGUCUAUUUUAUACUAUUUUUAUUGAAAAGUGCACUUUGUUGGUGAAUAUUCAUUCAUGGACUGACCACGUCGUCCAUUAUAAGUCAAACUUCGGUGUACAUGGGAGUUCAACCAAUCGGAGGGCUCACACGGCAGUAGAUCUGAUUGGCUAAAUGAAUCUGCAAUGAACAACGGUGUGACGUAUAUGUGUGGUCGACACUCGCGCAUUGGACGAAAUAACACGGGCAUGGCAACACAUCGAAGCUGAAAUCUGAUUGGACAUAAAAUAAGUCAUCACAAAACAAGAGUAUCCGACCCCCCACCAAAAAAAAAAAACAACAACAACAAAAAGAAACAGACAGGUUGCACCUUUAGAAAACAAGUUUAAUUUGAAUGCAUCGGUGGACAUUUUCGAGAACAGAUCGUGACAAAUGGAAACCAUGACGUCUACUGUACGUUUCGUUUAUGUUAAGUCGAUUAUGUUAAGUAAGGAGUCAAAGAGCGUGGAUGAUCACAUGAAAACUAGCAGCGGCUUCAACCUUUCAAAAAAGAGCAAAACAAGAGCGACAAGCGCGCGCGUGUGUGUGUGUGUGUGGUUAAAGGCAUCUUCUCAGGACAACCCAAGCAGCUUCAAUUCAAAUUCAGAUUUGACUCUCAACUCAUCGUUGGCCAAAAGCAUCAAUUUUCAUCAGCAGAUUUUAAAACACUCAAAUCACAAAGUCAAAAUGAUGUUUUUCUUUUGUGUAUGUAAACCCUUUCUCAAAAGAUUACUUGAAAAACUCCCCGACCCCAAACAUGACAACCAAAUCUUUUUCAAUUUAACAAAUCAGUAAAAAAAACAAAACAAAAAAAGACAA